Molecule: messenger RNA, 423 nt
Organism: Zymoseptoria tritici IPO323
Lineage: Eukaryota; Fungi; Ascomycota; Dothideomycetes; Mycosphaerellales; Mycosphaerellaceae
Exons: 1
Coding region: 1-423 (140 amino acids)
Source: RefSeq, a predicted model, not a curated record
AUGAUCGGCUUCCCCAGGGUGAAACACUGGGUCUCGAACGGCAUCUUCAAUAGACUGCGGAAGUUGAAGGACGAAGUGAGGGCACCGGUACUGCCCACGAAGCGUGCACACGACGAAGUGCAUGCUGCGCAAACGACGGCGACGCAGAACAUGCUGGAGCCGGGGAUGACGGCAAAGCUGGGAAUGUCGUUGAUCUUGAUAAACAACGGCUCGCACGCUGUGGACAUUGAGCCUCUGGUGGCAGCCGCCGACCGCAUGGGAGAUGAAGCUGGCGUCCGUCCAAGCAAGAAUGUGCACAAGCUUUCACGUACCACUGGCUUUCACGCACCAACGGAUGCGACCAUCAAGUUUGCGCAGCCGACAUUGCCAAUGCGGCCGAACCCCUCGGGGAAUGGCGACACUGAUCGCAGAUCUGACGGAUGA